AAGAUGAUGAAGAUGAAGAUGAAGAUGCUGUGGAGAUGAGCGGUAUUAAUAGGUGGGCUUCAGUGUCACAGGCUUUCACUGUCGAGACCUCGGUGGGCUUGGUGGAGAGUCGGUGGACCGGGUUAGGGGGGGCUUCCGAUUCAGAGUGCGCGCUUGGAAUAACAAAUAGAAUUAAACAAAGACAUUAAAAAACAAGGAUCGUUGUCAGAGACUCAACAUGGAGGUGCUGUCAGUUCUCAAUUUGGACGACUUAGCCCAAGCGUUCUCCAAAAUGGGAAUGUUUCCUGUUUUUGAUGUCGCUUAUUACAUCGUGUCCAUCCUGUACCUCAAGUAUGAGCCAGGCUCGGUGGAGGUUUCCCGCAGGAGUCCCGUGGCCUCCUGGCUCUGCGCCAUGCUCUACUGCUUUGGUAGUUACAUCCUGGCCGACAUCAUGCUCGGGAGCAGCCCCGUCGACUAUUUCCAAUACAACAGCCACAUCCUGCUGGCCUCAUCUGUCUGGUACCUGGUCUUCUACUGCCCACUGAACCUCUUCUAUAAAUGUGUGGCCUUCCUGCCCGUGAAGCUGGUGUUGGUCGCCCUGAAGGAAGUCGUCCGCACCCGUAAGAUCGCCGCCGGCGUUCACCACGCCCACCACGCCUACCACCACGGCUUCUUCAUCAUGGUCAUUGUCGGAUACGUCAAAGGGUCGGGAGUCGCUCUCAUUUCCAAUUUCGAGCAGCUGCUGCGUGGAGUGUGGAGGCCCGAGACCAACGAGAUCCUCAGCAUGUCAUUCCCGACCAAAGCCAGUCUGUACGGAGCGAUCCUCUUCACCAUGCAGGAGGCUCAAUGGCUGCCCGUGUCCAAGAGCAUCCUCAUCCUCGCCUUCACCGUCUUCAUGGCCACGAGCAAGGUGGUGAUGACCGCCCGACACUCCCACGGCUCCCCCUUCGCCCUCAUCGAGUCCUGGGUCUGCCACCUGCUGUUCGGCUCCCCUCUGGGCGGCUCUGAGGAGGACCACCACCACGCCCCCGCCGCCGCCGCCUCACCUAUCAAAACCAAGGAGGAGCUGAGCGAGGGCGCUCGCAAGAGGAAGGCCAAGAAAGCCGAGUAGGAACGUCGCGUUACACCGAUGAAACUGCAUCGGACUCGCCCUCGCGGCCGCCACAUGAUGGGGACAUCCCAUUCCUUUCUGGGGAAAGGGGCAGUUUGAUGAGGCCCUUCCUGUUAGAGCAAAAAAUGGUGCUUUCUGCAUUUUACAUGGCAUGAGGACUCUGUAAAUACCACAGCAACUGUUUCACACUUCAACCCAACCUGGAUAUUUUAGACCCAUUUAUGUAAGUGUCUGUGAACAUCUGUGCCCGACACUGUGCGCUGAUCCCUGUGUGUAGGACGGCCUCUCUUCGCACCACAUCAGUAGUUGUGUUAGCAGGUGUCAGUGGUUUCAUUCUAGUCCAAACCAAACCUUGUUUUAUUAAAGAAAAACUAAAUACAAAUUAAAUUGACUCAGAAAUUCAAAUAUGAAUAAAGCAUUAUGUGAAAGAACAUUGCUGCUUUUUACAUUGCGACAAAGACAAAUUCAUAUCUUUGAAUAAAAUCAAGAGAAAAUUUG
Molecule: messenger RNA, 1588 nt
Organism: Hippoglossus stenolepis (Pacific halibut)
Lineage: Eukaryota; Metazoa; Chordata; Actinopteri; Pleuronectiformes; Pleuronectidae
Gene: tmem38a
Product: transmembrane protein 38A
Exons: 6
Coding region: 218-1090 (290 amino acids)
Biological process (GO): potassium ion transmembrane transport
Cellular component (GO): membrane
Molecular function (GO): identical protein binding; potassium channel activity
Source: RefSeq, a predicted model, not a curated record